AUGCCGCCAGUCGCUUAUGAAGUUGCCUCCGCCGACGUCCACAAGGCCACCAAAUCACUGAUUCAUGGUCUUGUAAAUAUCAAGGACGAAACGGGCGAGUUCUUGCUCAAGCUCGAAGAUGGACGCGUGAUUGAUACCAAAGGAUGGCAGGGUUGGGAAUGGACUCAUGGAAUAGGUCUGUAUGGAUUGUGGAAAUACCACAUACUUACUGGAUCUGCCGAGCCUCUGACCAUCAUUGAGGAGUGGUUUGCGAAACGCUUUGAAGAAGGCGGAACCACCAAAAACAUCAAUACUGUGGCAUCGAUGCUCACUUUGGCAUUCGUGUACGAAAAAUAUGGAAACCAGACAUACCUUCCAUGGCUGGAGAGUUGGGCGGAAUGGGUCAUGUAUGAGCUUCCUCGGACGAAAUACGGUGGUCUUUCCCAUAUGACAUAUAACUCCAAGAACAGCGAGGAGCUCUGGGAUGAUACCCUCAUGAUGUCGGUGUUGCCUUUGGUCAAAAUCGGUCUGAUUCUCAAUCGACCGCAUUAUGUCGAAGAGGGCAAACGACAAUUCCUCCUCCAUAUCAAGUAUCUGGUAGAUACCAAGAGUGGGCUUUUCUACCAUGGAUGGACAUUCGCAGACGGCGGUCAUAACUUCGCGAAAGCUUUAUGGGCACGAGGAAACUCGUGGCUGACCAUUGCGAUUCCUGAACUGAUCGACUAUCUCAACCUACCUGCCAAUGAUGCUUUCCGGGUUCAUCUCCUCGACACCUUCGAAGCCCAAUGCCGCGCCCUUCUCACGUACCAAGAGGAGAAUGGACUCUGGAGAACACUGAUCGAUGUGCCACAAUCCGAAGGGUCGUAUCUCGAGAGUUCUGCAACUGCAGGAUUCGCGUACGGAAUGCUGAAAGGCCUGCGUAUGCGAUAUAUCCAGGGCAAUGAAUUCAGGGAUUCGGCUGUGAAAGCUAUCAAGGCAACUCUAGGAAAGGUUAGCCAGACUGGAGAGCUGGAUGAUACAUCAUUCGGCACUGGUAUGGGCCAUGACCUCCAGCACUACAAAGACAUCGCAAUCACAAGUAUGCCGUACGGACAGGCGAUGGCGAUUAUGGCAUUUGGCGAGUUCCUUCGUGUGUAUAUAUAA
Messenger RNA from Glarea lozoyensis ATCC 20868, 1122 nucleotides. Its product is annotated as Six-hairpin glycosidase. The record is from RefSeq and is a predicted model, not a curated record. Bases 1 to 1122 code for a protein of 373 amino acids. The transcript is spliced from 2 exons. NCBI's taxonomy places the organism in Eukaryota, Fungi, Ascomycota, Leotiomycetes, Helotiales, Helotiaceae. Gene Ontology annotation, biological process: carbohydrate metabolic process.